GGAGUCGUCGUUCUCCUGCUGCUUGCUCAACAGACCCUCCCUGCUACGUCCGGGACUCCGCGGCUGUCGCUGCCGCCGCCGCCGCUGCUACUGCCGCCGCUGCCGCUGCGCUUUCCGCGCGCGCUUCUCCCGGUGCAGACAAGGAAAAAACACAUGAAGCAAAGAUGAUUAAUCUGGGAACAGAAUUAUAAUGUCCGACACGUCAGUCUGCGACCAGUUCCUCACCGAAAAGCUGGAGAGCAUAAUGGAGGCGGGGACAACAUGAAAAGAAUUCAGCAGACCCGGUCCAAUUGGAAUCGAGGAGAUAAACCCACACCUGAUGGCCGUUCCCCCCUCUCAAAGACGGGGCGUUCAGGAAAACGGCAACUUCAGAUGCAGAAGGAAGAUACCCCAUUUUCAAGCAAUUUGAGGCUGCUUCGCAUCAGCCUGCAGAACUGGUUUCUGCUGUGACUUAAGCAGGAUGAACAAACCAAAGAGGGAUUUUCUCUUCUGCAAAAAUAGUGACAGUUGUCCUCCUUAAAAGUAAUUGAGAAGACUACAUGCAAGCAUUCUGAAGAAAUGAAAGAAGUCGAGCUCUGGUCACGCAAGGAAGUGGCAGAUUGGUUGUUGGAGAAUGCGGUGCCCGAAUACUGUGAACCACUGAAGCAUUUAUCUGGGCGUGAUUUGAUCAAUCUAACCAAGGCCGAUUUUGAGAAACCCCCUUUGUCGCGAGUAACUUCUGACAGCGGGCAGCAGCUCUUAAACAUGAUAGAGACUUUGAAAAUAGAACAUCACAUUGAGGCACACAAAAAUGGGCAUGCCAACGGCCAUCUCAGCAUCAGCACAGAAGUCCCGACCGGUGAAAAUGGCUUCAGCAAAGCCCCCAAACCAAACGGGGUGCCGAAUGGCUACAGGAAAGAAAUGAUAAAAAUCUCUAUGCCGGAUCUGGAACGUUCUCAGUAUCCUGUGGAGUGGGAGAAGACGUUUCUGGCUUUCCUUUAUGCACUCUGCUGUUUCUUCCUGACCACGGUGACAAUCUCACUUGUCCACGAACGAGUGCCUCCCAAAGAGGAGGAGCCCCCCCUUCCAGAUGCUUUCUUUGAUUACUUUAACCGGGUUCAAUGGGCCUUUUCUAUCUGUGAAAUUAAUGGGUUGAUCCUUGUAGGACUUUGGUUAGUUCAAUGGCUGCUUUUAAAAUACAAGUCUAUUAUUGGCAGAAGAUUUCUUUGUAUAGUUGGUACAUUGUACUUAUACCGGUGUAUUACAAUGUAUGUAACGACACUCCCAGUACCUGGCAUGCAUUUCAACUGUUCGCCAAAGCUUUUUGGCGACUGGGAGUCACACAUGAGAAGGAUCAUGAAGCUGCUUGCUGGGGGUGGUCUGUCAAUCACAGGAUCACAUGACAUGUGUGGGGACUACCUAUACAGCGGCCAUACGGUGAUGUUAACUCUGACAUACUUAUUUAUCAAAGAGUAUUCACCUCGGCGAUUCUGGUGGUAUCAUUGGAUUUGCUGGGCUCUCAGCAUAGUCGGGAUGUUCUGUAUUCUUUUAGCUCAUGAUCACUACACUGUGGAUGUGGUGGUGGCUUACUACAUCACUACAAGACUUUUCUGGUGGUAUCAUACCAUGGCCAAUCAACAAGUGCUAAAAGAAGCUUCUCAGACUAAUCUUCUUGCACGGGUGUGGUGGUACAGACCCUUCCAGUACUUUGAAAAGAAUGUCCAAGGCAUUGUACCACGUUCCUAUCAUUGGCCUUUUUCCUGGCAGGCUUUGCAUCUGGGCCGGUCAGCCAAAUACAGCAAACUGGUGAAUGAUACAUAACAGAUAACAAUAAGGAGAUGGCGAGAGAACUGUCCAAAAGUGCUUGGAACUUCCCUAGAUGUGACGCCAUAGCAAUUGAACUGGUCCCUUAAUUCUACCUUUUAACCCUUACCUUGACUUUAAUCUCUUACCUGGUAAGCACUGUGAUAACUUUUUUUUCUCCAAAGGAUCUGCGAUGGACAACAAUAAAGUUACGGUAACUUAUCAUGCACUGUAUACAUUUCUUGUUAAUAGAUUAUGGAUUUGCAUUGCUCAUCACCAUGUUUCUUUGUAUAUGAUGCAGCAACAUAACAAAAAAAAUGCUUUUAUAUCAUAAGUUCUGGUCUUUCCAGUCAAAUCUGGGAAUGAAGCAUAUUAUUUUCUUGGGAAAACAUAAUUUUCAUAUCUCUUGCCCCAAAGAUUGGGCUGUAAGCCAUUUUCUAGCAAAUGUCUAUAUGAAGGUUUCUAAAUACCUGACUGGGAUAAAUAUACAGGAAUCUUUCUAUCUGUUUCACUGAAGCUACAAAUGAUAGACACAGAAAGGUUUGGUAAUCAUUGAUUUUGUAAAUCUGCAGUGACAGUGUCAAACGGUGCAAAAAAAAUUAUUCUGUUGUAAAGUGAUUUUCUAAGUAUUUCCUAACUUUAUUUUUCAAAAGAUAAUGCAUUCAAAUAAAUUCUAAAAAGGUUUUUACACGAUAGAGAAAAGAGUUAAACUUAAAAAAAAUGCUUCUUGGGAGAAAGAUUUGUCUGUUCUUAGUGCCUUUCUUGUCUUGAUAGUAUGGUCAGUAGGCAGUCUUUACAAUCUUUUGUUUAAAAUAAAGUAUUCCACAAAAACCAAGAUUAUACGUAUUGUACACAUUAUCAAAUUUUAUAUCUAAAUUAAACUGGAAAUCUGUUUGCAAUAUUCAGAUGACUGAAUUGGGCGGGGGAGGGGGGAAUCUAAUAUGAUAAUCAUGUCUUCACACUUUGUGAGCAGGUUAGAAUGAAAUAUACUAUUUAAAUUAUUUUAUUGUCUACUCCAUACAUGGAUUUUUAACUAUAGCAAGAAAACAGCCAUGACUUCCUUAUUAUGAGUUUAUUUUUCAAAGUAUAAACAAAUAAAAAGUAUAAACAAAUAAAAAUAAAUUCAAAUAUAAACAAUGUCUGAUCCCUAAAUGAAAAUAUUGUUGAAAAACAAUUGAUUUAUUUAAAAACAGGUUUGUGCAGAAACUGCAUGUAACUCUAAAAUUUUAAAUCCUGCCAUACAUAUUUUGUUUGGGGGAAGUAUUCUAUCCUAUACUUGCCAAUGUGCAGAACAAAAAAUAGUUUUUUAAGAAUGAAGAAGCAUAUAUAUAUCUAUAUCUAUAUAAAUAUAUAUAUAUAUUCAUUCUGUAUUUUACGUGAAGCAGAAUUAUCUUCUGUAGGGUUUUUGUGUGUUCAAAAAGGUGAAAUUUGUAUUGUAAAACAAUAACGGUGAAGGAAAAUAAAAGGCUUUUAAAGAA
This is a messenger RNA of Ahaetulla prasina, 3260 nucleotides long. It is a transcript of the gene SGMS1, whose product is annotated as sphingomyelin synthase 1. Gene Ontology annotation, cellular component: endoplasmic reticulum membrane; Golgi membrane. Lineage: Eukaryota; Metazoa; Chordata; Lepidosauria; Squamata; Colubridae. The transcript is spliced from 8 exons. The record is from RefSeq and is a predicted model, not a curated record. Gene Ontology annotation, biological process: sphingomyelin biosynthetic process; ceramide biosynthetic process. The coding region runs from base 559 to 1800 and encodes 413 amino acids. Gene Ontology annotation, molecular function: sphingomyelin synthase activity; ceramide cholinephosphotransferase activity.